Nicrophorus vespilloides is the source of this 1551-nucleotide messenger RNA. RefSeq names its product putative WEB family protein At1g65010, chloroplastic. NCBI's taxonomy places the organism in Eukaryota, Metazoa, Arthropoda, Insecta, Coleoptera, Silphidae. The transcript is spliced from 5 exons. The record is from RefSeq and is a predicted model, not a curated record. The coding region runs from base 1 to 1551 and encodes 516 amino acids.
AUGGCUGCGAAAAGUGACAAAGAAAAUGCUGAAAAUUUCGAUUCUUCUCAACAAUUGCUCUUUAUGAAAGCAAAAUAUGAUCUUGAGAAAAAGAUAUUUUUGGAAUUGGAAACGCAAACAAUAUCUUGUGAAUUGGCGCAAUCCAAUGGAUACAAGCGUUUUCUUUCUACCGAAUUCGAAGCAGCACAUGAUGAAUGUUUGAAGAUGAAGCAACACAAGGAACUUCUCUCGGUCAGUAUGAUGUUUUUGCAACAGGAAUUGGAUAAGAUUGUUAAUAUCUUGGGAUUAUUCCAAGAAGAGAGAAGUAAAUUUCAAGUAAUUGAAGAUGAAUUGCAAAAGACUUUUUGUCAGCAUAGUAUUAAUUACAAUGAGUUAAAUCAACAUAUUAAAAAUUUAAUUGAAAAUAUUGAAAUCUGCAAGACGAUUAAGAAUAAUAAGGAAAAACUGAAAUCAGCACUUAUUAUGAAGCAAUCCAUUCUAGUUGAUUGUGAUAGCAGAUUAUGUGAUAUUAAAUUAAAAUAUAAUGAAGAUGUUCAAGUUUUAUCAGAUAGUUUAUCUGAUGGAAAAUUGAAUUUGAAUAAUCUCAUUGCUACAAAUGAUAUGUUGAAAUCUUCGAUUAACGCAAUUUCGGAAGAAUUUCAUGGACAUAAUUUACAAGAAGUUAUAGAUAACAACACGAAUCUAAAAACAAUGCUGAAUGACCAUGAAACAAAAAGCAAUAUAAUAAUUAAUGAUUUGAACGAUAAAAUUUGCGCUCAAUCCGAAUUAUAUAAUCAAGCAUUGAUUACACUGAAUAAGCAAGAAAAUGAGUGUACUGAAAUAAAAAAAAUAGAAAGCGAUUUAACGAUUUCCAAUAAUCAAUGUUUAACUGAAAUAGAGAAACGUUUAGUGGAAGUUGAAAAUAAAAAUCUUAAUUUUAAAAGUGAAUACGAGAAGUCGAAGACUUUACUCAACAAAUUAAAAGAACAAAAUGGAGAAAUCUAUAAGAAGAACUUGGUUGAAGCUGCUGAGUUUAACGAAUGGAAAGAAAUGUACGAAGAAAAUAUUAAGAAAACCAAUGAGGAUUUUGAAGAACAAAUCAUGUGUCUUCAAAAAGAACUUUCUGAAAUUAAGCAAAUUAGUAGAGACGCACUAGAAACCCAAAAAGAAAGUUUUAUCGAUGAGCUAAAAGACGUUCAAAUCAAUAUUGAAACUAGUAAAAAGGAACUGGAAAAACUUGCAGAUGAAAAUUCAGUUGUUGAAAUACGUUAUAAAAAUGCGUUUGAUCGAAAAGAAACGUUAACAAAUUUGUACAAAUCUAUACAGGAUUCAGAUGAAAAUAGUAGACCUACUGGAAUUCUUAAGAAUAAUCGAGCUGAGAUGAUUCCUUUGAAUUCUAAUAAAAAUGUUACAUUCAGAUCAAACGUUUCUUAUGAAACUGCUAGCCAGUGUAGUGUUGACUCAUUUCUAGAAGAAAUUAAAAGAAUCAAUAAUUCAACGGCUAGUCCAACUGAAAGUGUUGCCGAUUUCAAAUCUACAAAUCAAACUCGUAAACGAAAUAGAUUUGAUUAG